AUGUUUGUUUAUGGUGCUCCUGUCGUAGAAGAUAGACCUCAGGUUUGGAGUUUAAUUCUUGACUUACUUGCAAUUGCUCCUAAUUGUUUGAUUAUUGGAGAUAUUAAUCAAAUAGAGCACCAUUAUGAUAGAUUGGGAGGGUCUAAUGUCAUUCAAGGUUGGGAUUCCUUUAUUGAUUUUAGACUUAAAUCUUGUUUAUUUGCUACCCCUUUUAAAGGUCCGGCUUAUACUUGGACGAAUAAUAGAGAUGCUGACCAACUCAUUUUGCAGCGGCUGGACAGGGCUUACAUGACCUCUGAUUGGUUUCAAAACUUUCCAGAAAGUCGGUUAAUCAAUCAACCGAUUCUUAUCUCCGAUCAAGCUGCUAUUUUCUUUGAUGAUUUCCUGUUUACGCAACGAUCAAAUCGUCCUUAUCAAUUGGACAACUGGUUCCUGGAUUGCCAGGACAUACAUGACUUUGUCCUUACUACUUGGCAAAGACACACCUCUGGCUCACCAAUGUUCAUUCUCUCAAAGAAUCUGCAACAUGUCAAGUCUCUAGUUAGGAAUUGGUGUCUCAAUAAUAAGAAAUUUUGGGGUGUAGACUGGAAUUUUUUUUCAAAGGAGCUUUCUAAUGAGGGUGAGCUAAUUCACUCGAUCAAUGAUGCCUCUCUCUACUUGUCAAGUAUUGUUACCUCAAAGGAGAGUAUCUUAUUGCAACUUCAAUUUUGGAGACAACGUUGCAAGAAAAACUGGAUACUAAAAGGUGAUUGCCCGUCUAAACUUCUUUUCUCCAAGGUCAAGUGUCGUCAGAAGAAAAAUGAGAUUAGCUCGUUACUUGAUGACCUGGGUGUUCUCCAACAUGGGCAUACGGAUGUUCAGCAUGUAGUAGUGCAAGCUCUUAAGAAGACUUUCAAAACUGAUAACGUGCCUCUUUUUGAUCCGGAAAUUGAUACCGUUCUGCAGGAGUUGGACCUUCCUCGGUUCAACUCUUCUCAAAUCGCUAAUUUGGAACGUCCCUUCACUGCUUCUGAGAUUCGAAUUGCCAUGUUUUCUUUAGGGAAUUGUAAGUCUCAUAGGCCUGACAGAAUGACAGUUGAAUUUUUCAAAACACAUUGGAACGUUGUUGGAGAUUCAGUUGUUUCGGGCAUUCAAAGUAUCUUUCAAACGGGUUUUCUCUUGAAAGAAUGGAAUCAGACGCUCCUGGUUAUGAUUUUGAAGAUUAGUAACCCAACAGAGAUGGGGCAUUUACGUCCUAUUAGCCUGUGUAACACGGUGUACAAGUGCGCAUCUAAGUGCUUGGUGGCCAGAUUGCGCCAGUAUGUCCCUGUUCUAAUCUCAGACUCCAAGCACGCCUUUGUUUAA
Molecule: messenger RNA, 1344 nt
Organism: Chenopodium quinoa (quinoa)
Lineage: Eukaryota; Viridiplantae; Streptophyta; Magnoliopsida; Caryophyllales; Amaranthaceae
Exons: 1
Coding region: 1-1344 (447 amino acids)
Source: RefSeq, a predicted model, not a curated record